Molecule: messenger RNA, 509 nt
Organism: Porites lobata
Lineage: Eukaryota; Metazoa; Cnidaria; Anthozoa; Scleractinia; Poritidae
Source: the annotation of a GenBank genome assembly
ACUGAUCGGACAUCAUCCCACCAAAACUACAAUCGACUGGAUCGUGGUAAAACCUGUUUGACUCUCGGGAUUUUUUUUGUAUUUUCGGGACUCUCUAAAAGAGAAAAUUUGAUAAUUUCUUUCUGCUGCUUUUGUGGAAAAACAUGUCGGAAGAAGCUGCCGAAGCUGCCCCAGCUCAAAACACAAGAUUUUUUACUGGAAAAACAAUGAACUUUGAAAGACCGAAGUUCAACCCUCGCCUAGAAAAUCGCCUGGAAGCUAUAACAGCCUUUAAGAAAAAGUGUGGUUACAUCUUCAAAAGAAGCCUUGUUAACAUCUCAAACGAAAGGAAAUACAUACUGGUACAAGACUGGCUCGGACCUGAAGGCCAAAAAAUUUACGAUAGUUUAGAUUGGUUCGAAGGUGAGGAUAUAAACGACUAUGAUCUGAUGUGGACUAAGUUGCAGAGAGCGGUAAGUCUGGAAGGUAACGAGAUCUUUGCCUCUAAGAAAUUCAAGAAAGGAGUGUAA